AUGAAACCUGAAGCUCUUGAUUCUAGUUUGGAGUCGAAAGAAAAGAAUUUAAGUAUGCAUCCUGAAAAGCAGAGCAAAAUCGCGAGGAUGGACAAGGCUGCUUUUGAGAUACAAAAGUACAACUUUGAUGAGGAAAUGGAAGAGAAGAGAAGGUUAUUUGAGGAUGAGAUUAGAGUCAAGACUAUAAAAUUGGUUACGAAGAAGACCACAAUCAGCAACACAAAGAAAAUAUUGAAAAAGAGAGGGCAGUCUUGUGCGUUUGAUCCCGGAGGGACUCUUCGUGAGUACACAGUCUGUCAACUGAAACAAAACAGCAAAUUAAUGGAGAGUCUUACUUUUUCCAUUGUUCUUUUAAUCUUGCUAUUGAAUAGCUUUGCCUUCUCCUUGAAUUUUGACACAGAUAAAAAUGCACUUAUUUCCUUCAAAAAUUCCAUCACUUCCGACACUAAUGCUAUCUUGAGCAUCAAUUGGUCGCAAAACACAUCAGUCUGUAAUUGGAUUGGUGUGUCGUGCGGCCUCAAACACGGCCGUGUCACUGCUCUCAAUCUCCCUCGAUAUGACCUUGCUGGAACUGUUGCUCCCCAUCUUGGAAACCUUUCGUUUCUAAGAUAUUUGGACAUCAGUUCCAACAGUUUUGUUGGGAUGUUAUCCUUUGAGCUCUCUAAACUGCGUCGUUUGAAGGUGAUGAAUUUGGGAGCAAAUUCAUUCACCGGAGAAAUACCAACAUGGUUGGGCAGUUUACCUCAACUGGAGGAACUCUAUCUGUACAAUAACUCUUUCUUAGGUAAAAUUCCUUCGUCUUUGUUUAACAAUUCCAAGCUCCAGAUGUUACAGAUAUUACACUUGUACAGUAAUAAACUGAGUGGAUCCAUACCACAUGUUAUCUUCAAUGUGUCUUCCCUAAGAGAAAUCAGAAUUGGAAUUAAUAGCCUAUCAGGUCGGCUCCCAAUUGAUAUGUGCAACAAUAUGCCCAACAUCAAAUUCUUGGCACUCUCUUGGAAUCAACUUGAAGGGCAGAUUCCGUCAAAUAUAUGGAAAUGCACACAUCUUGAUGUCUUGUCAUUAUCCUUCAACAAUUUUAGUGGAAGCAUUCCACGUGAAACUGGAAGAUUGAGCAUGCUUACAAAGUUGCACUUGGGGUACAAUAGUGGUUUUCAAGGAGGAGUUCCACCGGAAAUCGGGAAUCUUUCAAGACUGGAGAUUUUAGGGAUUGGCAACGCUUCUCUAACUGGAAUUAUUCCAUCUUCAAUCUUCAACAUGUCAUACCUUGAGAAGUUAUAUCUUGGUGAUAACAAGUUGACAGGACUUAUUCCUCCGAAUAUCUGGAAGUGCAAAAAUCUUGAGAUCUUGAACUUGGGUUGGAACCAUUUCACAGGUAUUAGUUACAUGAUACUUUCAACGCUUUUUAUUAUAACAAAUUCUUUAUCACAUACUAUCCCGUUAAGAAAAUUAAAGAAAACAAGUAGGAUUUUUUUUUCAAUUUGA
Salvia splendens (bonfire salvia) is the source of this 1485-nucleotide messenger RNA. Its product is annotated as probable leucine-rich repeat receptor-like protein kinase At5g63930. The coding region runs from base 1 to 1485 and encodes 494 amino acids. Lineage: Eukaryota; Viridiplantae; Streptophyta; Magnoliopsida; Lamiales; Lamiaceae. Gene Ontology annotation, molecular function: protein binding. The record is from RefSeq and is a predicted model, not a curated record. The transcript has 4 exons.